Messenger RNA from Schizosaccharomyces japonicus yFS275, 2725 nucleotides. RefSeq names its product signal recognition particle subunit Srp72. The record is from RefSeq and is a predicted model, not a curated record. Gene Ontology annotation, molecular function: 7S RNA binding. Gene Ontology annotation, biological process: SRP-dependent cotranslational protein targeting to membrane. Gene Ontology annotation, cellular component: signal recognition particle; cytoplasm; endoplasmic reticulum. Lineage: Eukaryota; Fungi; Ascomycota; Schizosaccharomycetes; Schizosaccharomycetales; Schizosaccharomycetaceae. Bases 70 to 1752 code for a protein of 560 amino acids. The transcript has 2 exons.
AAUGGGACGUCCAGUACCACCAAGACACGCGUAGUUGUCCUCUCCACACAACUGUUGCAUCCAUUUCCAAUGUCCGUGGACGAAGAAUUAUCAGACGUUGAGAAGAUCGUUGAACGUCUGGAUGGUCUAAACUUCGGAACCACGCCGAAAGAUGCCUAUGACACGGUUUUAAAGCUUAUUGAGGAGGAAAAGUACAAAGAAGCACUUUACAGCAUCAACAAGCGUUUUGGACCACAGGAUGCGUUGUAUGAGCGUGCGUAUUGUUGUUAUCAACUAGGAAAAGAUUUCUCUUUCAUUGAAGAUCAAGAUUUUCUCGAUCAUUUACGCGCUCAAAAGUCUUAUAAGGAGUCUGAUUUUACGAAAACUCUUCAGAUUUAUGAUGAUAUGAUUCGUCGGUUACCAAGCCAAGUUUCUGAUAUUGCUGUGAACAUGCUGGCUGCUGCUUCACAAGUUGAUUGCUGGAAGCUCCCGUUUGAGACAAACGAAGAGGAUCACGAUUUUAUGUACAAUGUAGCUACUCGAUACUUAAACCUUCGUCAAUGGGAUAACGCUAUCGAGCUUUUGCAAGCAAACAUCGACCGCUUAAAGGAAUUGGGUCAAGACAACAAAGCAAGUAUAUAUCCUUUCCUUCUUCAGCUUAUGUAUGCCUUUUUGCAGAAGGGUGAAACCGAAAAAGCUCUUCAGACUGCUAAAGAGAUCGAAGAUGAAAGCGUUUUAAGUACUGUUGAAAAAGUCUUGUUUGCAAACAAUUUGAUCAGUAUUGACAUUGGAAACCCUUACCUUUCCUACAAGAAUAUGCACAAAAAUUCGGUUACCAAGUGUUUCUCCUCCUUGCUUGCGAGCCAGAGUGUGCAGCUUACAAGAAACCUAGCCUUGCUGGACAUGGCUGUAAACAAGCAUCGUGCUGUGCGCUCUACCUCAAAAAAGAAUAUCGCCGACAGUGCUUUUUUCGAAACGUUAUUGCACAAGUUUAGUCUUCGUUACACGGAUCCAAAAAAGAUCAUCGACACCCUCAUACGGUCGUCCAUGCAGCAUCCUACGGAUAUUGGUCUUACUCUUAUACUUGUGCAACACUACAUUUCUUUUGAAAAUUAUAAGCGAGCAUAUGCUGUGUUACGACGCCUGUUCUCCGCACUUGAAGCUGCUAAUUCUCUCGAUAAGCGUUACGCCCCGGGUCUCGUCGGACUUGGUGAUGCGUUGGAAGCACGCAUUCACCGAAACAAUCCCCACUACACGCAUUUGCAUGCUGCCGCUCGCUACUGGGCUUCUCAACCCAAUUGCGAAGCCAAGUUACUUUUAUGUCCUCGUGAGCUUUUGGUCUGUGUAGACGAGAAGGCUUCACCUGAAGUCAUUCAACAGGGUUUGCUUACUCUGAAUGAUCUCAUUGCUUGGCGGGGACCAGCAAGUGAGCUGGUAGCAUGUCAAUUGGCUGCUCAGAGCCACUUGCGGAUGUCAGUAGCUCCAUCCUUACAGCAGCACUUGCUUCCCAUAAAAGACCUCCUUUCUGGUACGGAUAUCGAUGCCAUUGAAAACAAGGGUGUUCCUGUUGCAGGCAUUAAGCGUGCUGCUGUGAAUGUUGUUGCGUCAACCAAUACAGAAGCCAAGAAGAUUCGCAAGCGCAAAAAGCCCGUUCCCAAAAACUUCAAGCCCAACGCUAAGCCAGAUCCGGAAAGAUGGAUUCCUAAGAAGGACCGGCGUAACGUAAAGCUGAAGACCAAAAGUCGAAACACGCAAGGAAGUGUUGCCUACUAAAUGAUCAUUCUCUGAACAGUCAAAAAAAUCGUGGUUCCGUCGUUGAAGAGCUGAGGGUACUGAGAAGUUCUCCUUUUAAAUUGCACUCUUCAUAUUCUCCGUUCCACGUUGUUUCACUUUACAAGAUACUUGAACAUCUUUGAGCUCUGCAUAACUUUUUACUUAACACACACCCUCCUACGUCCCUUUUCCCAACAUUUCCCCCAUUCUUGUCCAAAGUUAACCCAAAAAAAAACAUGUUUCCCUAUAGCACAAGUACUCAACGCACUCUUGGUCCUUUUUUGUUCUGUUCUUAAAACAGCGUGUCCUCGUCACGAAGAUACUCGCCCACAUCGGCCUGGUGGAAAGCGACAAUGGCGGUAGGCUCUAAACGUCUCAAUUCCACUGUAGAACGAGCUGUGACACCGAAUCCCAAGGGAGUGUCAUUCAUCGAGUAAAUGACUACACCUUGAUGUUGAGGAGUAUCAUCGGUAAUACGACCAACGUGUGCUUUGACAAUGUUGUUUCCGUAGAGGAAAGGCAUUUCACCGUUGGGCUUAACCCAAAUUUUGUAACGAGCGUACUGGGCGAUGUAGUCCAACGACGUGAUGUGAAGACGGAACUUGCCGGUCUUCGUAAACUUUCCAAAGCAGACACCCAACGACAUCAAGCUCUGACGAGCAACGGUGGUCGCGAGUUUCAUAAUUUUUUCACUGAAACGAAUUUGUCAGUCACGAACUUCUUCUAACCAAGCUGGAGCAAUCCACGUACCUGACAUAAUACACACGGUCUUUCUGUAACCGGAAGCAAUGAGGAUCAUCGGGACGGUCAAUUAAGUGGGUGAUAUUUUUUCCGAUACUGUUAACAGAAGGUUAGUCGCAAGAAAACUCGGCAUUCUAAAAAUCUAGUCUCCACGUACUACUGGGCGAGCUUCUCAAAGAAGGUCUUGGUUUCCUCGUGAGUCAAAGGACGCAUUUUUUUGAGUACGAAAAGG